CAAAGACAACCCUACUUGUAACUAGCAUCUGUCCAAGAUGGCUGAAGAAUUCCUCGACGAUCUGAAGGGCUACGAUCCAUUCUUGCCAAGUCAUAACCUUCUGUUACCAUAUUCGUCCACUCCACCAGCGAACACAAGGCACUCGCCGGUACCGACCUCCAUGGCAACCCAAACGCAUUCGGUAUCACACCAUUCGACAACAAAUUUCUCGCCAUCGGCUUCAGGCAGUCAAAACGCCAAUGUCCCUGAGCCAACUCAGCCCAAGUCGGAUUCUACCCCGCCAUGGCGCCGCAAAGCCCCUGCAGGUACACUAGAAGCCCAUACUUUAACUCGGAGGUUUUCUACGAGAGAUGGCAAAGCUCCGACGGCUUUCCAACCAAAGCAACCUUCAGUCGACAUCAUUCGCGACCCAGAUUCUCGCAUCAACCGUCUCGCCAAGUCAAAAGUCGAAAUCCCGAAGACCCUAAUGAGCACCGAGAAACUUGCACCUAGCAAGUGGAUCUAUGUGAACGGCGUAAAGACCGACGGAAAAACAAACCCUAAGAAAUACGGCUGCACUUUGCGAUGGGAACUCGGUCUGUGCUUCAAAACGUUCUUCACUUACGAACGCUGCGAAGAGGGUGAACGGUGUCCCUGGAGGCACAAAUGGUUUGAUGAUGUCGAGUACGUAUUUCUGGAGGAAAUAACGAAGGGGACUCCAGUAGAAGGUUUCUUGGAGCAUUCAGGCCGCUGCUACCUCCGUCCCAAGCCACCCGUUGCGAGCGACAAGAUGGUGACUCUCGGGCGCUCCAGGUCUCCACCUCCCGAAUGCGUCGAGCAACAAGCACCGCCGAGCUUAAAGUACGGGGAGUGA
Molecule: messenger RNA, 853 nt
Organism: Aaosphaeria arxii CBS 175.79
Lineage: Eukaryota; Fungi; Ascomycota; Dothideomycetes; Pleosporales
Exons: 3
Coding region: 38-853 (271 amino acids)
Source: RefSeq, a predicted model, not a curated record